This is a messenger RNA of Neoarthrinium moseri, 14925 nucleotides long. RefSeq lists its product as uncharacterized. The coding region runs from base 1 to 14925 and encodes 4974 amino acids. The record is from RefSeq and is a predicted model, not a curated record. Gene Ontology annotation, cellular component: nucleus; preribosome, large subunit precursor. The transcript has 2 exons. Lineage: Eukaryota; Fungi; Ascomycota; Sordariomycetes; Amphisphaeriales; Apiosporaceae. Gene Ontology annotation, biological process: rRNA processing; ribosomal large subunit assembly. Gene Ontology annotation, molecular function: ATP hydrolysis activity; ATP binding.
AUGGCGACCAUCGACCUGAGCUCGCACCGGAGGUUCCUCCUCAGUGACGAGAAUCUCAUGAGUCAACUGCCGCCCGAGAUACUGCAGAUUAUCCGCAGUCACGACCCCACGAACUUUCUUGAUGCCGUUGCUGCUGCGGCCCUGGUCCCCGAGGCGACCAGCUCGAUUUAUGUCUACUUUGAGAACGUCUUCGCCGACAUUUGCGCAAGAUGGCUUCUCAAGCCUCGCCGCGAAGGCCAGGAGGACCGAAUUAUUGCCGCCUUUGCAAGAAUCCUCCCAUUUGCGCCUUCCCUCUCCGUUUUUCUUGAGCAGUACUUGAGAGAAACCUCGACAUGUCAUGGAGAUGGCUCCCGAAUUUUCAUGGUCAACUCCUUGGACUCACUCCACGCAGGCGAUCUGGUGCCAAUCCUGAUUGCAGUGUGGCGCUUACUCAAUUUUGACAGGCGGACCUAUCGCCAGUUGGUUCUUCCCUCCCAGAUGCAGGCUUUGUUCAAGCACGAACGGCUGCCGGUGAGAUAUGUGGCCAUCAGAGUUUUCUGUCUACUUCUAUCGGCGUCGGACCUCAAGUUGGAAGAGUUGAUACGAGAGCACGUCUCAGUCGAAGAUGCGCCUGGUUUUGACUACCAAGCCCAGCGCAAAGCGUUAGCCGAUGCCGAGGAAAAGGGGAAGAACCUCGACGGCGACUUCGAUGGCCAAACCCUCGACCUCACCUUUCUUUCACUAUUUGAGCAGCAGCGGGCCAGGGAGAUAGAAGAGCUUCGACAAGAAUUGAGAACUAUUCCUGAUGUUCCGGCCGCAAGCUUUCCCCUGCAGCUUCUCACUCCUCGUGUCAUUCGUUAUGGCACAACCCUUCUCCCCCGACCUCAUGGCCCACCCACCUCCUCCUCCGCUCUUGUUCACACAUCGACAACCCUUGUCAAUCUAGAAGCGCUCUCUCGGUCUCUGCAGAUGUCUGGACCGAUCUUGCUCCAUGGUCUACCUGGGUCUGGCAAGACCUCGGUUGUGCAUGAGCUGGCUCGUGAGCUUGGCAUGGACUCCGGUAUGGUGACUCUCCACCUGAAUGAACAGACAGACGCGAAGAUGCUCAUUGGUCUUUACUCGACGGACUCAAAACCCGGGUCAUUCUCCUGGAGGCCCGGUGUCUUGACCACCGCAGUGAGAGAAGGGCGAUGGGUAUUGAUUGAGGACCUCGAUCGGGCCCCCAACGAAGUCAUGAGCACGCUACUUCCUCUAGUAGAGCGCGGCGAACUUUUGAUUCCCAGCCGAGGAGAGAAGAUAGUAGCGCCCAGCAGUUUCCGCCUGUUCGCGACUGUCCGGACUUCGCGGGGCAUGCAUGGGCAGGAAAACCUACCGACUCUCCUCGGUCAGCGUUUCUGGCAUUCAGUUCCUACCAGGAUGGCCCCGCCCACCGAACUCCAGGAAAUUAUUCUGGGCACAUAUCCUCUACUCCACAAGUUCAUACCCGACAUCAUCUCUGUUUACAACAGACUGUGCAGCCUGCCGUCUAGGUCAGCUGGGGCAGGACGAGGUAUCGCUGACCGCCCAGUCACGCCUCGAGAUCUUCUGAAGUGGUGUAGGCGACUCCAUGAGCUGCUGAUUGCUUCCGGAUGUAAGACUGGCGAUGAGCCCAUCAGCGAGACGACAAGGGACUGGAUGUUCCUGGAGGCAGUCGAUUGCUUCUGCGGUAGUGUGCCAAAUAUGGAGGCCAAGGCUGCUCUCGUGAGUAGCAUUGCUCAGCAAAUGCAUUUGCCCCCACAACGGGUAGACCAUUAUAUACAGGCAUAUGUUCCACAGCUGGAAGAGGCUCCGAGUAGUCUCAGAGUUGGCCGGACGGUGCUGGGUCGUAAGAUGAGGGGCAAUAGGGUUACCAAGUCCAAGAAACCAUUUGCAAGCACUAGCCAUGCGAAGCGGCUUCUGGAACAGAUUGCUGUAGCAGUCAAACUCCGGGAGCCGACUUUGCUGGUGGGUGAGACUGGUAUUGGUAAAACGACGGUGGUACAGCAACUCGCCGAGUCGCUGGGCCACAAGCUUGUCGCUGUGAACUUGUCCCAGCAGAGCGAGGUCAGUGAUCUUCUUGGAGGGUUCAAGCCAGUCAACGUACGCACUCUCGCCGUCCCAUUGAAGGAAGAGUUCGAGGAUCUCUUCGCCUCAACAGGUAUCUCCGCCGCAAAGAAUCAGAAGUAUCUCGACUCUAUCGGAAAAUGCAUUGCGAAGGCCCAGUGGACGAGGGUAUCUAAGCUAUGGCGAGAAGCCCCGAAGAUGUUCAACAAGAUUGUCGAAGAGCUCCAGAGGCAGGCAAGGACGGCGAAUGGUGAUGAUUCUGGAGAUCGUCCUCCCGUGAAACGGAGGAAAACAGAGUCUAGACUCCUGUCCCUGCUUGACCUCAGGCCUCGUUGGGAUGCGUUCGAUAGAAGCCUUGACCAGUUCGACGUGCAAAUCUCAGGAGGCUCUGGUAGCUUCGCAUUCGCGUUCGUGGAGGGAAACAUCGUCAAGGCCGCCAGAAAUGGCGACUGGGUACUUCUAGAUGAGAUCAAUCUUGCCUCGCCUGACACAUUGGAGAGCAUUGCAGAUCUGCUCGCUUCUGGUCCAAAUGAUGAGCCAUCGAUUCUCUUGUCGGAAACGGGCGAAAUCGAGCGAGUGAAAGCCCAUCCUGAGUUCAGAAUUUUCGGCGCCAUGAACCCGGCAACUGAUAUUGGCAAACGAGAUUUGCCGAUUGGUCUGCGAUCGCGCUUUACAGAGUUAUAUGUCAGCAGCCCGGACAAAGAUCUCAAAGACCUUCUUACCAUCAUCAAGGCAUAUCUGCAAGGAAAUACCGCCAAAGACGAGCAGGCGGCGGAUGACAUCGCGAGGUUAUACCUCAAAACGAAGGAGCUCGCAGAUCAGAAGCGCCUUGUCGAUGGAGCGAAUGAAGUGCCACAUUUCAGUUUGAGAACUCUGACACGAGUGCUCAGCUAUGUGAACGAUAUUUCGCCAUUCUACGGUCUACGCAGAUCCCUAUAUGAAGGCUUCUCCAUGGGUUUCCUGACAUUAUUGAGCAAAGCUUCUGAAGACAUUCUGGUACCUGAGAUUCGCCGACAUCUUCUAGAGAAGCGUGGCAGUGCCAAGUCUAUCUUAUCUCAGCCACCGAAGCAUCCUAGCGAUGGCAAGCAGUACGUACGCUUUCAGAACGAGGAUAAGGAUCGCCACUACUGGCUCCUUCAGGGAGUCGAAACCCCAAGGAAGAACGAGGAUUACGUUAUCACAAAGUCAGUCGAGAGAAAUCUCCUGAACUUGGUGAGGGCUACUUCCACGAGGCGCUUCCCUGUUCUUAUCCAAGGUCCGACAUCUGCUGGAAAGACGAGUAUGAUUGAAUAUCUUGCAAACUUCAGCGGCAACAAGUUCGUCAGAAUCAACAACCACGAACACACCGAUCUUCAAGAGUACCUUGGUACUUACGUGUCUGGUUCCGAUGGAAAACUACGCUUUCAGGAAGGUAUUCUGGUUCAAGCCCUCCGAGAAGGACACUGGAUUGUACUUGAUGAGCUGAACCUUGCGCCUACGGAUGUUCUUGAAGCCCUCAACCGUUUGCUCGAUGACAAUAGAGAAUUGCUCAUUCCUGAGACACAGGAAGUUGUGCGUCCCCAUGAGAACUUUAUGCUGUUCGCAACGCAAAACCCCCCUGGCCUAUAUGGUGGACGAAAAGUACUAUCACGUGCUUUCAGGAAUCGUUUCUUGGAGCUUCACUUUGAUGACAUCCCGGAAAAUGAGCUGCAGACUAUUCUGCAAAAUCGCAGCAAGUUUACCGCUCCAUCUGACUGCAAGAGGAUCGUGGAUGUGUACAAGGAACUGGCGCGGCUUCGACAGUCAAGCAGGUUAUUUGAGAACAAGGACAGCUUUGCAACUCUUCGUGACCUGUUUCGAUGGGCCCUUCGUGGCGCCGAGACCCGAGUUCUCACGUUGCCGGGCGCAUCACCGAGAGAAGAGAUUGCCAAUCAAGGGUUCAUGCUUCUUGCCGAACGAGUCCGUAACGAAGAGGAACGUAUCGCCGUUAAGCAGGUUAUUGAGACGGUAUUCAAAGUCAAGAUCGAUCCCGACCAGCUCUAUGACGCACAAAAAUCGCCCUACUUGACGCAGAUGAAGUCACAAGAGAAUGCCCAAGGGGUGGUGUGGAACAGUGCCAUGCGCCGUCUCUACGUCCUAGUAGCACAGGCUAUGGCCAAUAACGAGCCUGUUCUGCUGGUCGGUGAGACUGGUUGUGGCAAAACCACAGUGUGUCAGCUACUCGCCGAAGCGCUUGGAAAGGAGCUACAUAUCGUCAAUGCACAUCAGAAUACUGAGACUGGUGAUUUGAUCGGAUCCCAACGCCCUGUGCGAAACAGAGGUGCAGUCAUGGAAACAUUGCAGCAGGAUCUUGCCAAGGCAUUUGCCUCACUCGGCCAGGCAAUCGAAGGCGAAGCCGACCAGUUGCUGCAACGAUACCACCAGCUAGACUCUUCACAAUUGGCUUUAGUGCCUCACGAUUUACAACAAUGGAUCAGCGCGAAUGAAGUCAAGAGCAAAGCGUUGUUCGAGUGGGCCGAUGGAAGUCUCGUGCAUGCCAUGCGGAAUGGGCAGUUCUUCCUUCUCGACGAGAUAUCCUUGGCCGACGAUUCCGUGCUGGAACGACUCAACUCCGUGCUGGAGCCUUCACGAACCUUGCUCCUGGCUGAGAAGGGUAUCGAUAACUCCUUCGUCAGGGCUGACGAUAGCUUCAAGUUCUUUGCUACUAUGAACCCCGGUGGCGACUUUGGUAAGAAGGAGCUUUCACCAGCGCUGAGAAACCGUUUCACCGAGAUAUGGGUCCCGCCGCUAUCUGGAACCGAAGAUAUCCUCCAAAUUAUUCGGUCCAAACUGAGGUCGGAAUUCCACGCCUGUGCACCAGCCAUUGUCGACUUCUCCUUCUGGCACAUCAGCCCGGCAGCAGCUGUCAUUCAUGGUGCAGCAACGGUUUUCAUCGAUACUCUCGGCGCCAACCCUUCUGCACUCAUUGCCCUUGACCCGAAGAGUAUGGACUCGCAACGCCAACAGUGCCUUGACAAGCUCAGUCAGCUACUGAAGGCCGAUGCUACCUCCAUAUACAGGGCCCCUCUUGAGCUUGUCGUGAAUCUACAAGAGUUGAGAAUUGGUGAUUUCGCAGUAGCUCGGGCUGCCACCGAUGACUUCGAGGCUGGUUUUGCGUUGCACGCUCCGACCACGAAGCUCAAUGCGAUGCGCGUUAUCCGUGCUCUUCAAGUCCAGAAGCCGAUUCUUUUGGAAGGAAGUCCCGGUGUUGGCAAAACGACUCUAGUCAGCGCGCUCGCUCGUGCCUGUGGACAACCUUUGACCAGGAUCAACUUGUCAGAUCAAACCGAUUUGAUGGACCUCUUUGGUACUGAUGUCCCUGUUGAGGGCGCGGGAGCUGGCAACUUCGCGUGGAGAGAUGCCCCGUUCCUGCGCGCCAUGCAGAACGGAGAGUGGGUUCUUCUUGAUGAGAUGAAUUUGGCCUCGCAGUCGGUCCUUGAAGGUCUUAAUGCUUGUCUUGAUCAUCGUGGUGAGGUUUACAUCUCCGAGCUGGACCAGACCUUCAAGCGUCACCCAAACUUCCGUCUCUUUGCCGCACAAAAUCCUCACCAUCAGGGUGGCGGCAGAAAGGGUCUCCCUAGCUCCUUCGUCAAUCGUUUUAUUGUGGUCUAUGCCGACGUGUUCACCGAGGAGGAUCUUCUCCUGAUUGCUCAGCAUAAUUUCCCUGCAGUUCCCCUCGAUACGGUUAAGAAUCUGAUCUCCUUCAUUUCCAAGCUUGAUGAUCAGGUAGUUGUGGAGAGAUCCUUCGGUACCCAGGGCUCACCUUGGGAGUUCAACCUCCGAGAUACUCUCCGAUGGCUGCAACUGCUCACGUCUGGCGAUCCGCUUCUCAGCACUGGAAAAGUUGAUGACUUCCUGGAUAUCGUGAUCCGUCAACGAUUCCGGAAUGCGGGAGACAGAAAGCAUGUGGAUCGUAUCUUUGCUGAGGCCUUCCAGUCAGCACCAAAAGAACACCAGCUAUUUCACAGCAAAAGUUCUCAAGUUGCCGAAGUGGGACUUGCCAUGAUUCAACGAGAGAAGCUUGUUCAGCCUUCAAAGUUCCCCUGCAUCAGUGAGGUUGUUCGCCUCACUGAGAUCGAAUCAUUGCUUAUUUGCAUAAAGCAGAACCUGCCUUGUAUCUUGGCAGGUCCAUCAGGAAGUGGCAAGUCGGCUCUUCUCCAGCAUGUAGCGGCACUCUGUGGGAAGGAGCUGAUCACUUUCCCGAUGAAUGCGGAUAUCGAUACUAUGGAUCUCGUCGGAGGUUUUGAGCAGCGUGACCCCCUUCGGGAAGUCAAUGUUGCCCUGCGGGAACUCCAAGAGGCUCUACAAGUCUCUGUUUUAAGCCUACUGCCGCAAGCGGCGCCAGAAGCUGCUGUUGACCUGCUCAACCAUCUCGAGAACAUCAGUGACCAGACUGACAAGCCAUCACAGUUGCUUGGCAAAAUUCAGAAACUUCAAGCCCAAAUCUCUUCAGAUUCCCAGCUUGCCAAGCUUCUGGAUAGGUCUCAGUCGUUGCUUUCUCGGUCGAAUGGAAUUCGCGAUCCUACUUUUGAGUGGCUUGAUGGUAUCAUCGUCCAAGCUCUGCAGAAGGGGCAGUGGCUCGUCCUCGAUAACGCAAAUCUGUGCAAUGCCUCCGUGCUAGACAGACUCAACUCGCUGCUUGAACCUAAUGGCUUCCUAAUCAUUAACGAGCACUGCGGACCCAAUGGCGAGCCUAGAAUUAUCACGCCGCAUCCCAACUUCAGGAUUUUCCUGACCAUGGACCCUCGAUAUGGAGAGCUUUCAAGGGCAAUGCGAAACCGUGGUAUUGAGAUUCACAUUGACUUCCACGAGUCUAGCAGACCGUCUUAUCUGCAAAGAAUGGCACAGGUCGAACCGAGCUUGGCAAGAUACGAAAUGCUAGGUGCUGCUGCAUUGGAUGAUGCUAAUAAGAGCACACAAUUCGCUUACCUGGCUGCCGAAAACCUCGGCAGGUCCGAUUUGUCCAACCUCGUGAGGUAUUCGAGCCACACGAGAAGGAAGUUGAUCAAACGCAAGCUGUGGGACUCGCUCGACCGAACAGAGAAAACGCGACAAGCAGCACUGGAUCAACUACUUCAGUUCACUCAGACAACCUCUAACACUCCCGGCAAGAUUCUGGCGGCCAUACAUGAGAUGAGCAGUACAUUGACAUCGGCCGCUCUCCCAGGACUUGGAGAUGUGCAGCCCUUCCACCCUUUGCAAAACACCACCAUCUUGCCGUUGCUACUAGGGUACAACACUGGACUCCCUGGCUGGGUUGCUACAUGCUAUGAGACCUAUAUGGGUGUUGCCAAGGCUCGAUCUGCUCUACAUGGACAAGCUACUUCUUCGAACGGCAGAAAUCCAUCAGACUGCAACCGUCUUCAGCGGUCGUGCAUGGCGAACAGAGCUCCCGCUGUCUCGAAAGACUCGACUGUCGGAGCUGCCAAGUUUCUCGAAGGCAGUCUUGAUGCAAUCGAAACUUACAUAUGUGCUCAGCUUACAUCUGCGAGCAACUGGAAAGAGCGCCGCUUCCUCAUAAACGGUUUGAUGCACUUCUGGUGGAGGACGUACAGGCUCCUUACAAAUGACGAGACCCUCGGAAAGUACAAUGAGGCCCGUUUCCAAGCUCAUCUUGGCCAAGGAGGCGAAGUCUUGAUGUCAUUUUUAUCUGGGGCCAAGGAUGACACUGCUCGCGAACUCGCAGCGUACCUUCUAACUGGCCUCGAGGAGAGCUUCAUUGCAGGUUUCAGACUCACUACAGGGUUGAGUAUGGAAGCGCUGUGGCACGCCUAUAGACCUGUGCCAAUAACUACUGCCUCGAUAGGCCAGAGAGCCGACGCCCUUGAGUUCUACGCACCCCAGUUUGACAACGUCAAAUGGCAUAAAGGGGCGUCUAUUGCUGAUAUCGGAAAUCUCGUGGCAUCUCUAUCUAAGACCUACCGCCUCCUGCGAGACGACAUACCUAACGCCGAUGAAAUCAUCCAGACUUAUCGUGCAGAGAUGGAAAAGCUUAGCACUGCAGAGGCGCGCGAUGCUGGCGCACGACCAAACAUGUCGGCCGAAUUCGAGGUUCUCCGUCAAGCCAUAGUUCUUGAGGCCAGCGCAACUAGGAAGUCUCUCGCCGACAUCAUAACCGAUGACUUGGUGGUUCUCUCGGAUCUCCCAAUGAAGGCUCACUUGCGCCUUCAAACCGCGACUUCAACGUGUCAGCCUUUGCAGUCUGUCGCAUAUCUCAUGGGCGCCCAUGCACUACGCCAAUCGGAUAACCUGGAUGAACACUCGAAGCCCGUCGAUCACCCUUGGACCAAGAGCAUUUCGGCAAGCAUUGUGUCGAAGCUUGAAUCUGUGAACUCAAUUGACCUGAAAUCCCUGCAUAUGCUGGAAGCUGAGCUACCGAUUCUGGCCAGACAAGUGGCAGUAUCUUCAGAAGCUAUCACUGAUGAUACGCUUGACAAGCUUGCCGACGUGCUGCGACUUUUGAUGCAAGACGUAGUUCAGACUUUGGGCCCCGAGUACGCAUCAGCCUUCAGGGAAGUUCAGCUUGAGCUUCUGAAGACCCUCGAAAGCUCUUCACUCAGCAUAAGUGAAAGUGGUCUCUUGUACGGCAUGAGCGCUCUGCAACAUUUUGCGCUACACGGCCAGCCUCACCUGACAACACUGACAUCAGACCAUCUUAUUCCAGCGAUGGUCUCCCUAUCAGCUGCCAACAAGGAAAUCGAGCCUAGACGCACAUACUUAGCCAACGCAUGGACUCAAUUCGGGCUGUAUCUCGUCAAGCUCUAUAUUCCUGAUAAAAUGUUUGACCCACAGCUGAAGCCCCAGAUGGUGGCACAAAGCCAUGAAGAACGACUGCAGCAACUCAACGAACAACUGAAAUCACUUCAGCAAUUUGCGAACUUCUUCACAGGUCAAUCCACCAGCUUACGAUCCGAUUUGGUGCAAGAAGAGGUCGUUCAUGUCGGCGCUACCCCUGAAUUCCCUGUGGCUGUUUACAGAGAUACCCACAGCACAAAGUUACAGGAUCUACAGGGACAUUUCAACAGUCUUUUGAAGACAGUUCUUGGCGCUGAUAUCACAUCAGUCUUCUUCCAGCACUGCUUUGGCUCUGAGCUGGCUACUCAGCAGCUGCAGCUGAUCCGUCAGAAUAUUUCACUCGUCGUCUAUAGGAUGGGAGCAUACUCCGACCCCUCUGCAUACGAGGACUUGAGGGUUCCUGCGAUCAAUAUCAUCCACUGCCUUGAGGUUGGACUUUCUUUGGCUGAAGUUGCUUCAGCUCAACGUGUCAAUACCCACAGUUCGAAUACGCUCCUGAAUAUCGUUCCAUUCAUCGGAGCAGGUACGGGUCACAAUCUCAAGAAGCAGAUCGAUAUUGACGGAUUCGAGCUCAUGUCUUACUUCUCCAAUGUUGUUUCUGUGGAGGGCAUCGCAAGUCUGAACGCAUCCAUGCGCCGCACGCUCUCCCAGACGAUUCACUCUUUCUACGAUCAGUGGAGCCAGAAACUCGAAGCCGAUCGCAAGGCAGAAGAGCAAAGGAAGAGCAUGUAUCGGUACCGAGGUGGCUUCGACGAACAUGAGGCUGCAGAGAAGGAGGAGUUUGACCAGCUCUUUCCCAGCUACGACGACCAAGAGGCCGAGGCGAUCGGUUUUCAUAAGCCCCAGAUACAGGAUGCACGUACCUUCGCCAUCAAACUGGCUGAAGUUCACCGAUCUAUCUUCUUGGCGCCUCACGAUGCUUCUGGUAGUAUCAGGGCCUUUUGCAAGCUAGCCAUUCGCAAAAUUUCAAAGAAUACCAAAGAGUGGGUACCAGAUGGAACUCUGCUUCCUGCCACUCUUUUGGUACUAGAUGAAAAGUUGGCGGAGCUCACUGCUACGACGACCUCACCAAAUUAUAACUUCUACGCGGAUUCCAACCUUCCUGAGGUGCGCAAGCUCGUCAAGCUUGUCAACGAGACCCGAAUUCGCUUCCGCCAGUUGCAACAAGUAGACGAGAUUGGACACAUGGUACCGCUUCAGGAUGUCAUUAAUGCUUGCGACAAGGUCAUGGAGCUCCCACAUUCCGAGCCUUUAGCCAAGAUUAUCACGGUUGUCGAGAAACUACAUGGAUUCGUCUAUGAAUGGCAGUUUGGAGGCUGGGCAAGCAAGGUCUAUGCCGUCCUGCCAUUGUACAACCGGUUGACAGACAUGCUCGUCUCAUGGCGCCGACUGGAGCUAUCCACCUGGGGCCGGCUAUUCGACAUGGAGUUCAAGAAAUCCCAAGACGACGCCAACUCCUGGUGGUUCGUUGCCUAUCAAGCAGUCGUUGCUGGACCCAUGGCCCUGGCCCAAUCCGACGAGGACCUCCAUGCUCAUGCUGCGAACCUGUUGAAAGAGCUCGAAACGUACUUUUCUUCAGCCACUGUCGGUCAAUUCGUCACUCGUUUGGAUCUAAUGAGACAACUGCACAAGCAACUUGAGCUUCUGGUCCUUGACUGGCCAUCCAUAUCAGUUAUCCGCGACGCAGUCCAGAACUUCAUUGGAUUCUACGCUCAUUUCGAAAAAGCCGCACAGGAAUCGCUACAAAGAGGUCGUACUCCGAUUGAAAAGCAGAUGAAAGAUGUCCUACUGUUUGCGAGCUGGAAGGACACCAAUAUUGCUGCGCUGCGAGAGAGCGCCCGCAAAUCCCAUCUGAAGCUAUUCAGACUGAUCAAGAAGUUCCGUGAUGUACUCGGACAGCCCAUGAAGACUAUUAUCGACCAGGGACUCCCAGACGAGACUCAUUCAGAUAAUCCACCCAAUCAAGCACAGAAUGUUGUCUCCGUAAAUGCAGCUGCUCUGGCCCAAUGCGAGCAGAAUGUCUCAGGCUGGUCCACAGAGUACAAGAGACUUGCCAACGUACAGCGAACUGUGGACAUUAUGGUCAAGAUGGGCAGCAUUCCCGCUUCCGGUGUCGACGCUGUUGAUAGCAUUUCGUCUUUCUUAACCAGUCUUCACACUCUGUCAGCCGAAUUGCGCAAGGAAACCCCUGGUACUCUAACUGAGGAGAACAAGAACCUGGUGAAGCAUCUCAAGUCCCGGAAGCGCAAGCUCUAUGCCGAGACAUUCAAGGCUGUCAGAGAGAUGGGAUUCAACUACAACCUCGGAACCGACGCGCUGGAAAAGCAGGACUCUCUUGCCGCGGUCCUUUCAAGGUCGAGCCCAAUUAUCUCAGAACUUGUUCCCGCCAACAGUGCCUCAGAAUACUACUUCCACAAGAUCCUCGACCUGGCCCCACGAUUCCGCAACGCCGCUCACGAUCACAACGAAGACCUCACGGCUGCUGAGGUUGGCAGAAGUAUUGGAUUUCUCGAGGGCAUACUACAAAUCAUCAUCAACCAGCGCCAGACUCUCUCGGCGACGCUCCUUACUACAGAGAGUCUUACGGUCAAGGUUCAACAGGCUCAGACACUUGCAGCCGCUACCCACGGUGAGAUCCAUGCAAGAGAAAAGAGGAAGUCGAAUGCCCCGAAGGCAUCCGCCUGGAUUGUGCCCAUUCUGGAAGUUGCUGCGCAGUUGAUCGCAAUACACGGCAAAUUUGGAGCGAUUGACAACAGCUCAAUUCUCAGUAGUCUCAGCGAGUGGCGUCACAAACUCUCGAGUAUCCCUGGGAGAUUUGCGACAUCUGGCACAUUACCUCGUGGGCUCGUCUCAGCUGACCGCUUGAAGGCUGAGACUGAGUUCGCUAGACUGAUUCAGGACCUGGAUGCAGAUUUGCAGAUUCAGAGCGAAUCAAGGCCCGACCUAGCCUUCAUACUCGACAAGAUACAACUGUGGACUUUGUUUGACGAACAGGAAGUUCCGCUCUCUGUUUCAGGCAAAGACAACCAGACCAAACUGCUCAACGCUAUCAAGAAACUCUGUGACAGCAUUCUCGUCGCUGUCGAGCAAUUCAACAAGUCUAUGGCGAACCUACCCACUUCGUCCGAGGAGUCAGGUUGGCUGAUGAAGUACGAUGAAACUCUGAUGACUGCUACAAAGGCUCUCCACAUGGAUAAGAUCAUCAAGACCCUUGAGCAUGCCUUGUCCUCAUUCGUCGAAGUCAACCUUGAGGAUGUUGAAAUUAACAGCCUGGCAUCAUCGCUCAUGGCUGUGACUUGCCCUAUCAUUGAGCAGUACCAUAUCAUCUGCAGGUCUCACGUCUUGAGCUACGCGCAUCUCAAUCAUAGCACUUCUAAGAUGGCCCACACUCUGAGCAAGAGCUUUGUUCAACUCGCCGGCCAAGGCUUCUGCACGCCUCAAGAAAAGUCUGACGAAGAAUCCGGUGACAGCGGCAAGCUAGAAAGCGGCACAGGCCUCGGCGAAGGAGAAGGCGCAGACGAUAUCAGCAAGGACAUCCAACCUGACGAAGACCUUUCUGAACUAGCUCAGGAGAAGAACAAGGAGUCCAAGGACGGCGAAGAGCUUGAAGAUGAGAAAGAUGCCGUCGAUAUGGCCGACGAGGACCUUGAGGGCGAAGUUGGCAGCGUUGCUGGUGAAGACGACGACGAAAAGGGGUCCAAAUCAGGUGACGAAGAGGAUGAAGAGAACGACAUGGACGAAGAGACCGGAGAUGUCGAUGACCUGGACCCCGACGCCGUUGAUGAAAAGAUGUGGGAUGGCGACAACGAAGAAGAGGCGGAGAAAGAUCAACAAGGCGACAAGUCCAAGGGUCAACAGAAGAAGGAUGAACAGAUGGCUGCCGAUCAGAAGCCAGACGACAAGGACGCCCAGCCUGAGGAAGAUGGCGAGCAGCAGGGUGAUGAAGAUGAGAACGAAGAUCUCGGCGCCGAGCAGGAUGAGGAUGUGCAGUUCGACGAGAUGAACCAUCAGGACCAGAAUGUCCAGGAGCAAGAGACCCUGGCCUUGCCGGACGAUAUGGACAUUGACGGAAAUGACGAUGAUGAUAUGUCAUCAAUUAGCGACGACGAUUUGGACAAGCUGUCUGAUGUGGAGGAGCAAGAUACGAAUGAGCAAGGAGAGCUGAGCGACAAGGAGAGUGAACAUGGCGAUGAUGCAGACAUGAAUGUGCCUGCGGACGAGGAGAAGGAAGAUGCGGAGACAGAAGAACAGCAGGACGAGGAGAACGCCAAUAUCAAGGAGAACGAGGAGGUGGACCAGGAUCGGGAUCAAGAUGACGAGGCUGAGGAUCGCGAGAAGGCCGACAACGCACCGAUGAACGACGAAAGCAACGCCGACAACGUGGCGCCAAGCGAUGCCCAGAACGGCGGCCAAGACCAAGACGCCAACCAGACUGAGGAUCAAGAUCAGGAUGGUUCUCAAGACAAUAGCGCUCAGCGCGAGAGUGGCGAGAUGGGAGAGAGUGCUGCGGAUCAAGAAACGUCUAGCGGCAACAAGGGCAGCGUCUCCCAAGCCCAGGAACAACCAGCCCAGUCAGAAAUGGAGGAUGCCAGGGACUCGGCUAUUGAGCAGCCAUUCAAGGCUUUGGGUGACGCGUUAGAGAAGUUCUACCGCCAGCAGCGGGAUAUCAAGGAGUCGCGAAAGGAUCCGGCUGAGCAACAACAACAGCAGCAGCCUAUGCCAGAUAUGAACGAACAAGAGAUGGCAUCUCGGGAGUUCCAACAUCUCCAGGACGAUGAAACGGCUGCUGACACUCAGGCAAUCGGGACUGCUACCGAAGAGGAGUCCCGCCCUUUCGACGACACCAUGGCGAUUGACGAUGAAACUCAAGCUCAAGAUAGUAGAGUUCAGCAGCCGGACGAGGAACAAGCUGGCCGAGACGAGGACAGUGCUGACAAGAUGGACACUUCUGAACCGUUGGAGUCCAGCACAAAACAAGAACCACAGACCGAUGAACCUCGGACGGGAGUGUCGACUCGACAGGGUGCUUAUGACCGAGAGGAUACGCCGCCUAUGGAUGGAGCAGUUGAGCUAGAAGAGGAUGACGACGAAGAAGACGUUGAAGAAGCAUCAGUCCAGCUUGAGUCAACUCACUUGUCAGGUCCUGCGCAGGACUUGAGAGACUUUGACGAGUCAAUGCAGCAGUGGACCACCUUCCAGACCAAGACGAACCCGCUGUCUCUGUCGCUUACUUCGCAGCUUCGCCUCAUCCUCACUCCGUCUCAGUCAACCAAGCUUUCUGGAUCUUACCGUACCGGUAAGCGCCUCAACAUCAAGCGCAUCAUUCCAUAUAUCGCAUCGAGCUACAAACGCGACAAGAUCUGGAUGCGCCGCGCCAUCCCCACAAAGCGAUCUUACCAGAUCCUCCUCUGCGUCGAUGACAGUAAAUCCAUGGGCGAGUCAUCGUCCGGUACCCUGGCUCUUGAGUCCCUUGUCAUGGUCUCGCGUGCAUUGACCAUGCUUGAGGUUGGUCAAGUCGGUGUCCUGGGCUUUGGUGCCAACACUUUCAUGGCCCAUGAGUUCGCCGAGCCAUUUGCUUCCCACGACGCUGGCGCCAAGGUUUUGCAGAAGUUCUCCUUCAACCAGGACCACACCGACAUCCGCCAGCUCGUGCGUGACACGAUCUCGCGCUUCCGAACAGCGCGCCUCCAAAACCCCGGCCGAGGCUCCGAGGACCUCUGGCAGCUUGCCCUCGUCCUCUCGGACGGCCUGACCCCGUCUGCGGAGCACGAGGACAUCCGCCGCCUCCUGAGAGAGGCACACGAGGAGCGCAUCAUGGUCGUCUUCAUCGUCAUGGACGACACAGCGUCCAAGAAGCGCGAUAGCGUGCUCAACCUGCGCACGGUGCAAUUCGUCAAGGACGCUCUCGGCAACACCACGGGCGAGAUCAGCUGGGAGUACUACCUCGACAGCUUCCCCUUUCAGUACUACCUGAUCGUGCACAACCUGGAGGACCUCCCCGGUGCGUUGGCAGGACUGCUGAGAUCCUGGUUCGCUGAGGUCAAUGCGUAA